ACGUUCUUACGUAUACACGUGAUGUAAUUGUCAAGCGGACUGAAUCCGGCCAUUAUCAGACAUGUUGUAUUGGCAUGAAGCGGCUCUACUGUACAUCAUCAACUAUCUGGUAACAGUAGGAGGAGUUGAUCCAUCCUGCGGCUGCGUGGUGUUCCAGAGCUACGGCCUCUCACAUGGCCACUUCUACUCGCCAAACUACCCGAACUUCUAUCAGUCCAACUUCGACUGCAUUCUCUACACCUUUAUCGGCGAUGUCAAUGAAAUAGUAGAAAUCAAAUUCCUGAACAUGGACCUUGAACAACAGAGGACAGCACGAGGGCAUGAGUGCAAAGACUAUAUUCGAAUCUACUCAAAUACGGAUCGAGGGGAGGUUAAUGAAGACAGUCGAUACGACGAGGAAAUUUGUGGAUCGCUCGCGUCAAUGGAAGAAAAGAAGUUCUAUUCAAGUGGUCGGGCUUUAGUACUUGAAUUCCAUAUCGGAGCAAAUUCAUCAGAAAAAAGACAUACUGGCUUCAAAGGAGUGUUUUCUUUCUUAGAGAAAAGUGCAUUUAAAACCGACGGCCUAUUGCAGUACGGUACGCAAUGCUCCUACAACAUUCAAAGCAUGAACAACCACACAAAGGGUAACUUUUACUCGCCGAGAUACCCGCAGAAAUACCCCCGCUCGUCACAUUGUCAGUAUAUGUUCAUGGGCCAGGAGACGGAGACGGUGAAAGUGACCUUCAAUCUUAUACGUUUGCCCAAGCCAAAUCAUUGCGGUGACUACAUCCGGGUAUACGACGGGAGCAACAGUUCCGGCAAACUGCUUAAACAAUUUUGUGAUCAUACUUUUAAUAAUGAAGUAGUGUUGUCUACGAGUCCAUAUUUGUAUAUAGAAUUUAAGUCUGACGACGAUAAAGAAAAAGAGGGAUUUUCUGCUGAAUAUACGUUCUUGGAUAACCGGUGGGAAGAGAACAACCCGUCGCCCACAAGCAACGAUGGUAGCUCGGAACGUGUUACUGGGCCUAUCAUAAUGGAUAAGUGCAACAAGAAUUUCGUGAGCCAGCCUAACCAUAAAGGGGGGGUGAUCAACAGUCCCAAUACAGGGAGGAGCUACCAGUCCGGGAUCAUCUGCCAGUACGAAUUCGAGGCCUCGGGACAGGAGCGAAUACAGCUGAAAAUUACCAAACUUGAUCUUCAUUAUUCUGCAGGCGAUCCGAAUGAUCCUUAUGGCUGCGAAAACCAGGACAGCCUAACGGUGUUCGUGUACAUCGACAGUAAGGAGGUAGAGCUGGGCGAGUUUUGUGGGCGGAAGUUUCCGCCCCAGCUGAUGUCUCCGGGACCGCGGAUGAAAGUCAUCUUCAAAAGUGAAAGUACGCCCAAGGACAAUAACUCAGGGUUCGAGUUAGCGUAUAGUUUUAGAACAGAUUACGGGGUCGAGGGUAAUGGACAGCAGGAUGAGAGACACGUCUGCACAUUCCAAUUUCACAGUGCAUUGCACUCACAGGGUUUUUUCACAUCUCCAAAUUACGGGGGGCAUUACCCCAGAAACACUGAGUGCCAUUACAUUUUCUAUGGGAAAAAGAAUGAGAGGGUUGUCGUGGAAUUCUCCCAUUUCGAUGUGGAUGGAAUAAUUCCAAGAUGUGACACCAAGACCGACAGCGACUACGUCUCCUUCUCCAACUUCUUGAAUAGCGUGGACCGAGCGAUGCCCCGUUACUGUGGUAGCCGACCUGCCUACGAGCCAAUCAAAUCUGACGCCGCCUUCUUCCGCGUCACGUUCGAGUCUAACGACCAGUAUGACGCAAAUGGAUUCAAGGCUAAUUUCGAAUUCGUUAGAGACGAGGACGAGACAGAUAGGUAUAAAACACCGUCACCAUCCCCAUGGAUCACCCAGAAUCCCCCUAAUUCGGUUCCGGCUCAAAGCGUCAGUCGCUUCAACUUUGCCAUAAUUGCGCUGGUUUUCGUGCUUCAGUCUGUGAUAUUUUCUUGACAUCAAGUCGCAUAUGUAUACGCGGUAAGGACGACGCGAGACCAGGUUGUCCGUCAUUAACCAUAGUUAACCAUGGUGAAUUAUUUGCACAGCAUCAAUCUAGAGGAAACUAACGAAUGACUUGAUGGAGAACUUAGAAAGGAACGGCGUUACUUAUUCGAGAACCUUGUCGAAGAAAUGCAUAUAAAUCGAUACAUAUCAUGUUGUAACGAACAUUAUUCGUCAUCCUACCAACGGCUUACAAUUGCACUACAAACAUCAAGAAACAUGGACGAUUAAUGUGACAAAUAUAAACAAUAUAUUAAUCAACGUAUUUGGUUACAGAAUAAUAAUUCCGAUCGAAUAGCAUUCCCGACGUUCUACAAAUGAAAUAUCAACAAUUGGGAUGCUUAAUUAUUUAAAUGUUUGAAAGCAAGAUCAAUAAAGUCUAGUCAUCGCCAAAGAUGCGUGUUUUACGUUACAUGUUAUUUAAUGUCGAUGAUAAUAGUCAAGAUUAUUAAAAAUAUUGAAAACGUACCGUAGCGAACUUAUUUUAUUAAAUGUGUGUGUGUUCAUUUGUUUGAUACAAUCUGACGCCGAAGUGAUCAAAUUGCUCUUCUGACGAGUUUUGAAGAUUGAACUGGGACCAAACAAAAUUAUACGUGUGUAACAUUAUUUGAGCCGCGUUCUGUAGAAACGGAAUAAAAUAAACGUACGUAACGUGCCACUCCAGACUGCACAGGUUUAACUGGGACGACACUGUCCGCUAUUAUGAUAUUUUUCGUUUCAAAAAAGUCUCUGCUUAGCAGAAAUCCAGUCUAUGCGGAGACUAUCGUCCCUGAUGAGCCUGUGCGGAUUGCACGGGAUCAUCUGGGAUAACAGUUUACGCACAUGCAUUAAGCCCAGUUUUCCAAGAACGAGACUCUGUUGCAAGUUGCGUGUCAUAAUAUUUUGUUAAUAUAUAAAUUAUGUAUUAUUCGGGGCUAUUUCGUCGACGCUAAAAUUGUUAAUCGUUCUUAUGCUGCAUGUACGUCCUAAAUAUGUUGUGUAUAUAUACAGACAUGUAUCUUUAUGUGUAAGAUUUAUGUACGUCUGCUUCACAGAAGAUGACCUAUCCAUAAGACGAAUCAGGUUAUUGGGCCGUGCUCUGUGAAAAGGAGGUUUAAUGCAUGUUCGUAAAGUGUCGUCUCAGAUUAGCAUGUGCAGUCCGCACAGGCUAAUCAGGGACGACACUUUCUGCCUAGACUGGAUUUUUUGUUAAGAAGAGACUUUCUUGAAACAAAAAGCAUCAUUUAGCCUGUGCGUACUGCACAGGCUAAUGUGGGACGACACUUUACGCACAUGCAUUAAAACUCUUUGUCAUAGAACAUUGCCCAAUUAUUCUUAUUUCUAGUUACCUAUCGUACCAUAUAACAUCGUACAGUGUAUGGCUUUUAUGAAUUAUUUAUUCGAAUUAACAGUUUUAGAUAAGUUAGUAAUACUUGGUUGUAAAACGUAUUCCAGAAAUAUGUGGAAUAUUCAUUGAGGUUAAGAGUUUAAGAAUCGAUCAUUCACUAGAUCAAAACGCUUCAACAUGUACCUUUUUACCUAUGGCACCUCUGUUAAAAACAGUUUACGUCUAUAUAUUCAAACUGAAUAAUAUUAACUCUCGCAGUCAAUGUGUGAUAUGUUCGUGACAAUUACCACCGAGGUUUUAUAGAUUUACAGUUUAUAUUUUAUAUUACCACACACUAAUUGUCAUGAAAGUUGUGUUGGUUAGUGUUUAUAAAAUUGGUUUAAGAACACGAUGUUAAAAAAUGAAGCUUAUUUAAUAAUGAAUUACAUGUUUACGUUUUUACGGAAUCGUAUGACUUCACAUACAGUACAGAAUCUUUAACCAUUUCCUCCAUAAGAUGAAAAGUGAAAAAAAAAAUUGCAACCAGCAUAAAACCAGAACAGCCUGCGAGUUACUCGCAGUCUGUUCAGGAUUCAUGCUGUUUGCUGCUCAUCAUUAACUAAGGGUUGAAAAUUAAGCCUUUACAACUCGAAUUUAGUAAGAAAGGCCUAUAAUUAAAUAUAACUUGCUAUAGGACUAGACAUGCGUCAAAAUACGUAUGUAAGUGUUAAAGGACAGUGGUUAAGACAACUGUUCAGUUUAAAAAAAAACUUCAGUUUUUGUUUAUUGAAAACAAUAACGAAAUCUGCUGUAGAUAUGUUGUAUGGAUGUAUUACCGAUGACCCACCUAUUUCAAUGAAGUGGAUUGGUUUUAUUGUAUGAACUAUGCUUUAUUCGCAGUUAUCUUUCAAUUUUGUUAAUGGCAUUCAAAAACUGGCUUCAUGAAUAAUUAAACACCAUAUACAUUGUUUGAGGCUACAUUGUAAACAACGAAUGGCUUUAGCAAAAUAUAUACACACAAUUUGAUUUGUAUUGUUGGUUAUAUAUUCACAUAAGAAAAGAAGGCCACAUAUAGAGAAGGAAUUGCAAUUCUUGUAUUUAUUAAUUUAACCACUUUAUUUGUUUGAGAGUUUUACGACUUUGUUUUCAAAUAUUUAAUGCACUGAGUAAUUUGUAAUUUAUGUGCACACACUAUUUAUUAGUGUUAUUAUCCUCAUGCAUUUAUUUAUACAGUUAUACAUGUGUUAUUUACUAUCAACAUAUUUUAAGUAAUCGUUACGCGUGUUCGCGUUGGCCCAUAUAUAUUCGUAUAAUGAAAACAGUUGUGCAUGUUACACAAAUAUUUUAGUGAUUUCUUUGCGAAUAUAUGUUAUUGUAGAAGUGAACAUUGAUUUGAUUAAAGUGUGUAUUUGUGUGUAGUAUACUCAUAUUUAAUUUUAAAAUUAAUGCAAUCAUUCAAUGUGUGUUCAUUAAGACGUGGAAAUAACAGAUACUCAUCAUUUCUUAAUAACCGACAAAAAUCAUUACACCAUAUUUCUCUUUAUUAUUAUAAAUAAAUAAUCGAUUUUUCUUCUAACCAAUGAUAAUCAUAUGCAUGUUUGCAUUAAGUAUUUUUAAAUGGAAUAUUUGAUAACAUUUGUGACAAUUAUUACAUUGCUUCUCUUUGCAUUGACCUGUUUAUUAGUGUUUUGUUCUGGCAAAAUAUUAACAUUACAAUUUAAAUAAGUUUUUAGUUACCCGCUUAUCAUCUGUGUUCUUCGAUUGACAGUUUCAGUUAUUGUAUGGCCUAUGGUUCCCAGACUGCACAAAUCUAUGGUAAUAAAUUGCGUCGUGACUUUAAACUGGUAUACAUCUAUAUGUUAGUCAAGAGUUGCUUACUAGUUAAGUCGCAUCGUGAGAAAAUGAGUAUUAUGUUAAAUGCAGUCUUGUCAGGAGCUACGCUGCCCGUUAUACAGACACGCAAUGUUUUGUGCUCUCAUUAGCGAUCAGUAUGAGUUCUCAUCACAGUAAUCAGACACGCAAUGUUUCGUGCUCUCAUUAGCGAUCAGUAUGAGUUCUCAUCACAGUAAUCAGACACGCAAUGUUUCGUGCUCUCAUUAGCAAUCAGUAUGAGUUCUCAUCACAGUAAUCAGACACGCAAUGUUUCGUGCUCUCAUUAGCGACCAAUAUGAGUUCUCAUCACAGUAAUCAGACACGCAAUGUUUCGUGCUCUCAUUAGCGAUCAGUAUGAGUUCUCAUCACAGUAAUUAGACACGCAAUGUUUCGUGCUCUCAUUAGCGAUCAGUAUGAGUUCUCAUCACAGUAAUCAGACACGCAAUGUUUCGUGCUCUCAUUAGCGAUCAGUAUGAGUUCUCAUCACAGUAAUCAGACACGCAAUGUUUCGUGCUCUCAUUAGCGAUCAGUAUGAGUUCUCAUCACAGUAAUCAGACACGCAAUGUUUCGUGCUCUCAUUAGCGAUCAGUAUGAGUUCUCAUCACAGUAAUCAGACACGCAAUGUUUCGUGCUCUCAUUAGCGAUCAGUAUGAGUUCUCAUCACAGUAAUCAGAUGCAGAUGCAUCUCAUUGAGCUACACUGUUCGGAUGUCUCUUAAGCCCUAUUUUUGCAUGACGAGGCUCGACUAUGUAUGGCUGUGUAUGUCAUGUUAUGAAACGUUUGCUGAGAGUGUCAAUACCAGUAUUUAAUACUUAUUUUAUAUUUGUCUUAUUCUAUAAUGUAAUCAUGCUAUCAGUACGUUUACUUGAUGUUUCUCUUUUCUAUUUAUCAAUAAACAAUGAAUAUAU
Dreissena polymorpha is the source of this 6106-nucleotide messenger RNA. Its product is annotated as suppressor of lurcher protein 1-like. Lineage: Eukaryota; Metazoa; Mollusca; Bivalvia; Myida; Dreissenidae. Gene Ontology annotation, cellular component: plasma membrane. Bases 62 to 1972 code for a protein of 636 amino acids. The transcript has 13 exons. The record is from RefSeq and is a predicted model, not a curated record.